AUGGAGACGGAUACUCGCCCGCGCCGCCGCUACGACGACGGAAGUGUGGUUCCUCUGCCCCACGGUGCUGCACGAGAGGCGACCGACAGGACCGACGAGGCCGAGGUUGAGCGGCUCCUCGGCGCUGCGCAGCCUCCCAGCCUCUGGGCAUCGACGCACGACCGGCUCCGCGAACUUGCGCGCGAACACUGGGAUCGACAACCCGCUCCCCUGCCCCUAGAUGACCGGGAUAGCCACGACGAUGAUGAAGCCGAUGAACGGCACGGUCCCACCGCUGGCCCAUCGACUUCUUCCUCUGCAUCGUCGAGCAGAUCAAGAGCGGCAGCAGCGGCAGCGGAGGCCGAAAUCAAGGCCCAGAUCGAGCAGCGUCGCAGGCACCGCUCGCCCACCCCGGCCCCGGAGCGCGAUGCCGAGGGCAACGAGCGAAUCUGCCGCCUCUGCUUCGCCGACGAGCACGAGCUCAACGACGACGGCACCUCGAUGGGCCGCCUCAUCUCGCCCUGCCGCUGCCGCGGCAGCAUGAAGUACGUCCACGCCAGCUGCCUCUCGCAGUGGCGACACAAGUCGCGCUCCAGCGAGGCGGCGCGCGUGUGCGGCCAGUGCUCGAGCCGCUACCUCUUCCCCACGUCGCCCUGGACGCCCGUCGCCGCCUUCCUCCAGGCCAGCCAGCCCCUCAAGAUCCUCAUCUCCUUCGUCGUCGUCGCCGCCUUUGUCGUCGUCUCCGGCACCAUCGGCACCGCGGCCCUCUACGGCGUGGCCGCGUUCGAGGGGACCCGCCUCGAUCCGAUCCGCACGGCGGCCCUCGAGCUGCUGCAACCCCCCAAGCCGCCGUGGAACAUCACCCUGUCCAAGGACGCCUACGAGGCUACGGUCAAUUUCGACUCCACCUUUGACGAGGUCCAGGGCAUCUAUGGCUCGAGGAAGGAGCUCAUGAUCCGCGCGUCCCUCGACGUCAUCCAGAAGAUCAAGACCGAGCACGGCGACGAGUGGGCGGCGUACAGGCGCGCGCAGCAGGAGCACGACGCCGCACGGGGCGACGACCUGGUCCAGGCCGAGCACGCGGCGUCAUCGACGGGCGACGACGAUGAGUUCGACGAGGACGACCUGCUCAGCGUGCGCGACGAGGGCGGUCAGUACCUCGACAAAAAGAUCCGCCGCCGUGGUCACAGCGACCCGGCGGGCUCCGACGGCAAGAGCGAGGGGGGUCCGCGCACCAAAAAGUCGACGACGUCGUCGCUGGACCCCGUCGGCUUCGCCCAGGCGCUAACGGAGCGGCUCAUGCAGAUGUGGUCGGGCCACGUCGGCGACCACACCCCGACCGACGCAUCGCCACAGAGCUCCGAGGAAGGUGCCGCCAGCGACGACCAGAGCGGCGCUUCGGACGGGCCCACUGACCAGCAAGCCGGGGCCGAGGACGCAGGCGCCGCGUCGAAGCGCAAGAAGGGCGGUCCGGAGCUGUCGAUCUCGUACAACUUCAUGAGCGCCAAGACCUUUGGCGCCGACCCGACGCAGCACAUCCUGGUCCGCAGAAUGCCCGAGUGGACCGGGCCGCUGCGCUUCGUGCCCUACGCCCUCUACAUCAUCGUCAGCGAGCGGCUGCACAGCUUCGCACAAGUGCCGGCGCAUCUGUGGACGGCCAUGACGCGGUGCGCGGUGCUGCUGUCGAUCCUCGUGUGCGAGUCGAGGCGCGAGGUCGUCUGGACGCUCUCCAAGGUCGUCGUGGCCGCCACCAUCGCCUUUAUCGACGAGCACUUCCAGGCGGCGCCGCCGCUGCCGCCCAAUGCGGUGCUGCUGGGCCCGCCGCGCAGCCGGUCGCGCCGCUGGGCGUGGCGGGUGCGCGAGGCGCUGUCGUUUGCGUCGACGACCGUCUUCGGCCUCUACUGGCUCAACUGGUGGGGCGGCCUGCCGCUCUCGACCUACCUGGGACCGCGCACGUUUUCGUCGGCCGAGCGCGUCGAGCUGUCGCAGCUGGGCCCCAUCUUUGGGCCGAUUGGCACGAGCCUGGUCGACUUCGUCUUUCUGCUGCUGGGCAACGUCAGCGGGCGCGCCCACCGCUUCCGGGAGCGGCACACGCGGUGGUGGAAGCGCGCCGACUGGGUGCAGCACGACCGGAGCGCCGCCGAGGGCUACCGCCGCAUGCUCGCGGCGAUGCUGGGCGACGCCGACCAGGCGCGGACGACGCGGUACGACAUGUUCCUCGAGCGCGAGGACGCCCGCCUGCUGCCGGGCAGGGUGAGGCCGGUGCGGCUGGCCACGCUGCCGCGCGAGAGCCGGUGGGCGACCAUCAUCGCCGUCGGCUGCCUCGUGACGGUGGUGGCGGCGUUCGGUGCGGCCAUGAGCUUCGCGUGGGAGACGAGCCUGGUGCAGUUCUACCAGCAGGCGGUGCGGUCGACGACGGACCUGAUUCGGCUGCUGGGUAGCUGCGUGCUGAAGCUGCGUGCGCUGCCGUCCGUGGCGGCCGACGCGCUGCGGCGGGCGUACGAGGUGCUGCGCGGCUACUGGCCGCUGUCGACGCUGCCGUCGGCGUCGCAGCAGGACGAUGGCGGCGAGGACCAAGGUAUCGAUGCCGACAACCAUGCGCACGCGCCCGCCGAUCCGCCGACCAACGCCUUUGCUGGGCUGGGCGCUGAAGCCGGCGAGCCUGGAGGCGGUGCGGGCGGCGACGACGACGACGAGGCGUCGAUGCUGCUGAGCGCCGCGGUAGGCUGCUGCGCCAGCAUCUACGGGUGCUUCCACGGGAGCAUGCUCGUCGUGCGCUUCGUCCUGACCUACCUGCCCAUGGCGCCCUUUGCGACUUGCUAUGUGAUGCUCGAGGAGUGGAUCCACUUUGACCUGGCGCAGCAGGAGGUCCUCGAUCGCAACGAGCUGCCGCCGGGCGCGUAUCGCUAG
Molecule: messenger RNA, 2889 nt
Organism: Pseudozyma flocculosa PF-1
Lineage: Eukaryota; Fungi; Basidiomycota; Ustilaginomycetes; Ustilaginales; Ustilaginaceae
Exons: 2
Coding region: 1-2889 (962 amino acids)
Molecular function (GO): zinc ion binding
Source: RefSeq, a predicted model, not a curated record